CAUGCUCAUGCGCAACGGCCCUUGCUAGAUCGGAGCACGCAUCCCACCUGAGCCCGAGCCCUUUUUCUCCUCCAUUGAAACCCACCGCCCCCAGCUUCCUUUAAUUUCCGUUUCGCGAUAUUUAUUUUAUAGAAGGAAGGCGAGAGACGAGCAAGGAGCUCACCCCAGUGUUAGGGUUUGGGUUAUGGGAGUUGGGCGAUGUCAGGCGAGAAGCCGCCGGUAGAGAUCUGCAAGGGUGUCAAUGGCCUCGACAAAGUCGUGCUCAGGGAGGUCCGCGGAAGCUCCGCCGAGGUGUAUUUGUAUGGAGGUCAUGUGACAUCUUGGAGAAAUGACCAUGGCGAGGAGUUGCUUUUUCUCAGCACGAAGGCAAUUUUCAAACCUCCAAAAGCUAUACGCGGUGGUAUACCAAUAUGCUUUCCUCAAUUUGGGAGUCAUGGAAAUCUUGAUCAGCAUGGUUUCGCAAGGAAUAGAUUUUGGAGUAUUGAUGCCACCCCGCCUCCUUUUCCAACGGUUAGCACCAACAAAGCUUUCACUGAUUUGAUCUUUAAACCAAGUGAAGAGGAUCUAAAAAUAUGGCCUCAUAGUUAUGAAUUUCGUCUAAGGAUUACUUUGGGACCUGGAGGAGAUCUAAUGCUGACAUCACGGAUAAGAAAUAUUGAUACAAAGCCAUUUUCCUUCACAUUUGCCUACCACACCUACCUCUCUGUUUCUGAUAUCAGUGAAGUACGGAUUGAAGGACUUGAAACUCUUGAUUACCUUGAUAACUUGAAAGCCAAGGAGCGAUUCACAGAACAGGGAGAUGCAAUUACUUUUGAGACUGAAGUGGACAAGAUAUAUCUGGGGACACCAACAAAGAUUGCGAUUAUAGAUCAUGAAAAAAAGCGAACAUUUGUUUUGAGGAAAGAUGGGCUUCCAGAUGCAGGUACGCUUUGUGUUUUUUGGUUGGUUUGCUACUGGGCAAGCUUACAAAAGAAGCUGAACCUUUUCAUUCAAUUUUAUUGCAUUUUUUUUUCAGUGGUAUGGAAUCCUUGGGAAAAGGCCAAAUCCAUUGCUGAUCUUGGGGAUGAUGAAUACAAACAUAUGCUGUGUGUUGAGCCAGCAGCUGUUGAAAAGGCCAUCACUCUCAAGCCUGGCGAGGAAUGGAAGGGCAGGCUGGAGCUUUCUGCUGUUCCUUCCAGUUAUCGAAGUGGACAGUUGGAUCCUCAAAGGGUGCUUCAAGGAUGAAUAAUAGAUGUCCUUUCCGGCACUUAAAUGGCACAAUGAAUGCUUGGCAACAAGAUAAUUUUUUGUUUGUUCUAGCAAGUCCACUGUCUUCCAUCGCGUGCUUUUCCUUUUUCCUGCUCUCUUUGUAGAUCUGUGAAGAGAAACUGCUAGAUAAGAUUGAUGGGGAACCUCAAGUGCUCAAGUCUGAUUUGUGUUUUCUAUCUGGACUGUGCUGUCCCAAAAAUUUGAAAAUUUGAUUAUCGUUAGAGUCUGUCUUGCAUAUUAACUGGUCUAUUUUGCAAAUAAAAAAACGACAUAUCUUAAUUUCAAA
Messenger RNA from Zingiber officinale, 1534 nucleotides. RefSeq names its product putative glucose-6-phosphate 1-epimerase. Lineage: Eukaryota; Viridiplantae; Streptophyta; Magnoliopsida; Zingiberales; Zingiberaceae. The transcript has 8 exons. The record is from RefSeq and is a predicted model, not a curated record. Bases 199 to 1224 code for a protein of 341 amino acids. Gene Ontology annotation, molecular function: isomerase activity; carbohydrate binding. Gene Ontology annotation, biological process: carbohydrate metabolic process.